AUGGUUACCCUUUAUUUUCAAGACAGCUCUCCUUCUCUGGGAGGGGGAGAAGAUUUCACCAGCCCCGAUAGAGACCCUUCUCAGCUGUUUCUCAGCCUGAAGACAACAGUAGAAGCCACUGAAGCUCUUCUCAUGAUCAGUGAGAAGAGCUUCCAGCGGGUCUGUGGAGGGAGUGGGCUUAGCCUGUUCUCCCCCCAGACGAGCAGCUUCCAAGCCCUGGGCAGCGAGAUUGGCCGCCCACAUGACUGCCGGCUCCGUCACGGAGCCAGUGGAGGCUGCGGGGAUCGGGGGCUGCAUGGCCCCUGGAAGCUCCGGGAUUUGUGCAGGGCAUCCUGGGGAGACCUCCAGGACUGGGAAGCUUGUUUCAGCCUCCUGGUGGGGGUCUCCUUGUGUGUCACCACGGAGCCAUGCCGUGGCAGCACACGGCCAGAAAAACCUGGAUCUGAUGUUACCAUAAAACCUAGUGAGGCAUUAAUAUCAGUGAGUCCGAUCAUUCGAAGACUACUUCGGAACCAGAGUUGGAACAGAGUUCCAAAAGGACCACGGCGAGCAGCACCAGUAUCUGUACACUUACAUGUUAAGAUGUCUCCAAAGCGUCGAGCUAGCAAUGAAAAAAAAUAGUGAAUAAUUGAAUUUAAAGAAAUAAAAGAUUGCAACAUAGCACACACAUAA
Molecule: messenger RNA, 672 nt
Organism: Hemicordylus capensis (graceful crag lizard)
Lineage: Eukaryota; Metazoa; Chordata; Lepidosauria; Squamata; Cordylidae
Exons: 4
Coding region: 1-621 (206 amino acids)
Source: RefSeq, a predicted model, not a curated record